AUGGCUGCAUCACGAUCAAAAGCCAGGCCCCUGAUGGACACGAUAUCCGAAGCCCACCACAUGUCCUACCGCAUCGGCCGCGGCGAACAAGGCGUCCUCACCUUUGAACCCUACAAAUCCGACAUCCUUCCCCUCUGGCGCUUCCGCACAGUCCCCAUCGCGCGAAAAAGCGCUGAGGACCUAUGGACCAAGUUUAACGAGUUCAAAGACCAGCGCGAUUUUGUGGGGAUGGACAUGACGCGUAAAUUCAUCCAGAUGGGAAUGACGCGUGCAAAACGAUAUGCGAAUCAUGCCGGGGGCCGAAAGUACAAGAAAGGUACAAAGGAGGAAUUACCAAAGAGUGAUGAGCAUCCCGAUAAGGAAGAGAAGCUGAGGGCGAGCUUGAUCUUUAGGGGGUACUGGGAGAAGUGCAAGGAGGAUGAGGAGUAUCAGAAUCUCAAGGAAGAGUUUUUGACGAAGCAGAAGGAUUGGAAGGAUUCCUGA
Messenger RNA from Fusarium fujikuroi IMI 58289, 483 nucleotides. RefSeq lists its product as uncharacterized. The transcript has a single exon. The record is from RefSeq and is a predicted model, not a curated record. NCBI's taxonomy places the organism in Eukaryota, Fungi, Ascomycota, Sordariomycetes, Hypocreales, Nectriaceae. The coding region runs from base 1 to 483 and encodes 160 amino acids.